GAAUAAGAAUAUUCUUAUUCUGUGAUUGAAGUUUCGGAAGUCACGCAUCGUGAUCUUUGACUUGUAAGUAGAGGAAAUCUUUUUGUCUUUAAAAGUAAAGUGAGACAAUUAGUUUGCCACCAGCUGUCUCCAUAACAAACGAGUUUGUGAAUAUGUUAUCUAUUAGCGAUGGCUUGUUAUUGUCUGGUUCACUCACACACAUUUUCUGCAAAGGAAACAUGCACCGACUGAAAGAUGACAACUUUGCAAAAUGUUAUGAUAGCUGCAUUUCUUCUACUUUAUGCAACACCGAAUACAUCAACACUGAAAGGGAAUCAUAGACGACUUGGAGAACAGAGAGAACCAAGUGUUCAUAUCGAUGAAAUUGAUGCAGAUAGUGUGCCACAACCAGAAGAUUUCUACAAUCGCUAUGUGAAGGAAAAUAGGCCACUUGUAUUCAGAGGUGCUGCCAGAAAGUCGAGGGCAUUCAAAUUAUGGACUGAAGAUUUUCUGAUUGAUAGUUAUGGAAAUUUGACUGUGCGUCUUGAAGCAAAAUUUGAGAACAAUAGAAUAUUACCAGAAGGAGCUGUCAGCCUUGGUUUGGACCUCCUUGGCAAUUUUCUUAGAAACUAUCAGAUGCAAGAUAGCUACAUAAUUUCUCAGAUUCCUGUGCCGAUGGAGAAAGAUGUGAUGAUCCUACCAUGUCUCAGAUGUGGCUCAUUUGCAAAAUCAGUCCAAGAAGUUCAUGUCUUUCUGUCAGCAUCUGGAGGAAAAACUGCUCUGCACAAAGACCCAUACAACAACAUACACUGUGUUUUCAAUGGAACAAAAGAUUGGAUCUUGAUUCAUCCAAACUAUACAGAUUUUAUCUACAUGGAGACAUCUUCAGAAUUUGAAUGGGGAGGAAUAUCAUCAAUAAAUGCAGACAGUGUUGACUUGCAUAGAUAUCCAAAAGUACUUGAUAUAGAGUAUGCAAAGCUGAGGUUACACAAAGGAGACUGUAUCUUCAUGCCAUCAGGAUACUGGCACCAAGUUCGUUCUUUUGGGUACAUGAAUUCGGCUGUUGCCAUCUGGUUCUCAGUAUUGGACCAUUUUGAUAGUACCGGCUGUAAAGACAGGGAAUUUGACUACACACUGAUGAACGAGACUGAUAUACUUUGGCGGUACUCAGGAUAUGGAAAUCUAUCUCAAGGUCAUAUGGACAUAUACAUCUUACAGAAGGCCCUAAUAAAAUGGGCAGAUGCGCAUGGAGUUAUACCAUUACAGUCCUUUGCAAACUUCGUCUUUGUCCUACUUGAUAGUAACGCAAAAAGAGCCGCAAUGGUAGCCGAUAUGAAAAGGAGAAAGAAGGAGUUUUUGGAGUAUUUGGACCCAGACAAGGAUGGCUACGCCACAAAGGAACUUGUUGCCAGCUUGAGUAUCAAGCAGCUAAAAGAUCUUGUUGAGCUCGUUCAUCCUAAUGAUAUUUCAAACACAGAUCUGUUGGAAUAUGGUCACCUUCCUGUUGAUGAUAUCAGGGACAUAAUAAAGGAAGCAUUGUACAAGUAUGGUCGGUUCAAUCAAGAUCGGUUUCUGGAGAAUUACGUCAAGGUUCUUGGUGGAACGAUGAGAAAAGGGAAAGAGAUUUUGUCCGCGUUAGAGAUACCAAAAGACGGGAAAGUAACGCAGGAGCAUGUAUGGUCAAGAGUUCGAUUGGCGCUAGAAAAAUACGAGAACGCGUUGACGCAUGACCCAGCCGCUGAGAAACGGAUAUUUCAAAUCAUAUAUCACGGACUAUAUCCUUCUCAACAUGAUGAGCUCUAGAAGUACGGUAAACUGUUUCAUUUUUUUAAUUUUAGCCGCAUGCUUUUAAUUUAUGCUUUAUUUAUUGCUCGCGAGAGAUGUAUUUUGGUUGGCCGUUAUUUAAUAAACGUUAUUGGGCAAUGAAAAUUGGACGAAUA
Rhopilema esculentum is the source of this 1919-nucleotide messenger RNA. RefSeq lists its product as uncharacterized. The record is from RefSeq and is a predicted model, not a curated record. Lineage: Eukaryota; Metazoa; Cnidaria; Scyphozoa; Rhizostomeae; Rhizostomatidae.